CGCAUUACACGGCACUAUACCAUCUCAUUCUGUCCCAUACUUUAUCGGUUUCCUGAUAGGUACCCUCCAUCUUUUUUCUAUUAUUUUUAUCUUUAUUUCUUUCUUGUUUAUUUAUUUUCUUGCUCCUCUGUCUGUCUUUCUUCAUCCUCUCUUUUUCCCUCCCUCCCUUCCUUCCGUCUUUAGAGAAGGUGGGAUCAGGAAGAUGGUGGGGCCGGAGCGGCCGCUAUUCGUUCUAUUCGGUUCCUCGAUCGUCCAGUUCAGCUUCAGCAACGAGGGAUGGGGAUCUAUCCUCGCCGACAUCUACUCCCGCAAGGCGGAUAUUUUCCUGCGAGGAUAUGCUGGUUGGAACACAAGACGUGCUCUCCAAGUGAUUGACAAAAUCUUUCCCAAGGAUGCAGCCGUGCAACCUUCAUUGGUAAUAGUUUACUUUGGCGGCAAUGACUCAAUGGCACCUCACCCAUCUGGCCUGGGUCCUCAUGUACCACUUCCAGAAUAUAUUGAAAACAUGAGUAGGAUUGCAAAACACCUCAAGAGUCUAUCUGAAAAAACACGCAUUAUUUUCCUCAGUUGCCCUCCAAUCAGUGAGGAAAUGCUUCACCAGUCAACAAGUCCCAUUCUAAGACAAGUAGCGCGGACAAAUGAGACCUGCCGAAAAUAUUCUGAAGCUUGUAUACAACUGUGCAAGGAUAUGGACCUGAAGGUUAUUGAUCUUUGGACUGCCAUACAGAAGCGAGAUGACUGGGCUACUGUCUGCUUUAC
Molecule: messenger RNA, 759 nt
Organism: Elaeis guineensis (African oil palm)
Lineage: Eukaryota; Viridiplantae; Streptophyta; Magnoliopsida; Arecales; Arecaceae
Source: RefSeq, a predicted model, not a curated record